AUCAACUCUUAAACUAACUCAAGAAACAGGCAAAUCGUACGGAUUCUCUCUCCAAAGACCCAGUACGGACAUGCGGAUGACUAGCGUACGGAUAUAACUUCAAGACAUGCCAGGUCAUUUGAAUAUCCGUUGUCAUGGCCCGGUCAAAUUGCCUAAAUCAAGCGAGUGGCGGAGAUCCGCAUUUAAAAGUUAGUUAGGUUCCGUUUUCCUUGUUUCCCACUUCACGUUUAGGCCAGGGAGCUCUGCUUUGCUUUGCUCCUUCCCUUGCUCUUCCUUCCACGGAUUAUAGCCGCGGUUUCCGGGGGGGAUUGUCGUGGUGGGUGUGGCGGUGGCGGUGGUGCUAACUAGCUACCCAAAUGGUUCCUCACUUCCCUCCCGAUGAUCAUACUACUCCAAACAUCAAGUCCACGGCGGUGGCCGUUGACAAGGACAAGAACAGCCCACAUGCCGUCCGGUGGGCUAUUGAUCAUCUCGUGAUUAGCAACCCGGUUAUCAUCCUAAUCCACGUUAGGCACAAAUUAAGCACCCCAAAUCAGAGCGCGGGUGAGGCUGAAUCAGGCGAUUCCCAUGACACCAAAGACCUCUUCGUCCCCUACCGCGCGUAUUGUGCUCGUAAAGGGAUUCAAUUGAAAGAGGUUGUCCUCGAAGACAAUGAUGCUCCUAAAGCACUUUUGGAUCAUAUCCAGAAAAACUGCAUCAGCAGCAUUGUCGUUGGUGCAUCAACAAGGAAUGCCCUUGCAAGGAAGUUCAAAGCAUAUGAUAUACCCGGUAGUUUAAUCAAAUCUGCACCAAAUUUCUGUUCUGUGUAUGUAAUUUCCAAAGGAAAGAUAUUGUCAGCACGAACAGCAUUAAGGCCUCUGGCUAAUACUGCUACCCCUCCAAAACAACUAUCUUCGGUGGGACUUCCACCAACACCUGAUCACACCAGUGAAGAAAAUGGAGCUAGACAUGCAAGGACAUCAUGGAGAAAUGGAGGACAAGAGAGAAUGGCUAUGGAGAGGAACAAUGAUGUAACGAGAGCAACAACAAGGGAGAGGGCCAGGAGUAGUCCAACCAAUAUGUCAGUGGAAAAUAUUGAGCUUCCAAAUCGUGGGUCAAGGACUUCAUUUAGCCGCAAUUCUGUGUCCGAUGAGCAUCAUGAUUAUGCAGGGCCAAUGAUGUUCGGAUCCAUCGACAUCUCAGGCCAAAAUUUAGAUUUCAGCAUUGCAACACAUUCUCCCAGGGAAUCAUCCUUAGCCAGACAAUCUGCACGAGAGCUUGAAGCUGAGAUGAAAAGAUUGAGGCUCGAGCUAAAGCAAACCAUGGAAAUGUAUAGCUCAGCUUGCAAAGAAGCAAUCUCGGCCAAAAAUAAGGCUAGAGAGCUUCACCAGUGGAAGCUAGAGGAGGCGCGCAAGUUUGAAGAAGCUAGGCUUGCUGAAGAAGCAGCUCUUGCCAUGGCAGAACUAGAGAAGGCUAAGUGUAAGGCUGCCAUUGAAGCCGCAGAGGCAGCACAGAAGCUAGCCGAGAUGGAAGCACAGAGAAGAAAAGAGGCGGAGAUGAAGGCCAAGCAAGAGGCAGAAGAGAAAAAUCGGGCAUUGUCUGCAUUGACACAUAAUGACAUCAGGUACAGAAAAUAUACCAUAGAAGAGAUUGAAGCAGCUACUGAAAAGUUUUCUGGAUCAAUGAAAAUUGGUGAAGGUGGAUAUGGACCUGUGUAUAAAGGCAGACUUGAUCACACCCCAGUUGCCAUCAAAGUUUUGAGACCUGAUGCUGCUCAAGGGAGGAAGCAAUUCCAACAGGAGGUUGAGGUCCUUAGCUGCAUUAGACAUCCUAACAUGGUCCUCCUCCUUGGCGCCUGCUCUGAGUAUGGAUGUCUGGUUUAUGAAUACUUGGACAAUGGCAGUUUAGAAGACAGGUUGUUUCGAAGAGGCAACAGCCCUCCAAUUCCAUGGAGAAAACGAUUCAAAAUAGCGGCAGAGAUUGCCACUGCCCUUCUCUUCCUUCACCAAGCAAAGCCAGAGCCCCUUGUUCAUCGGGAUCUUAAGCCAGCCAACAUCCUCUUAGACCGCAAUUAUGUGAGCAAAAUUAGUGAUGUUGGGCUUGCACGUUUAGUCCCACCUUCUGUGGCUAAUAGCGUCACACAAUACCACAUGACUUCUACUGCAGGGACUUUUUGUUACAUAGAUCCUGAAUACCAACAAACAGGAAAGUUGACAACAAAAUCCGAUAUAUACUCAUUGGGGAUCAUGUUGCUACAAAUCAUCACUGCCAAGCCUCCAAUGGGUCUUGCCCACCAUGUUCAAAGGGCCAUUGAAAGAGAGAGAUUUGCAGAGCUGCUUGAUUCUACAGUGACAGAUUGGCCUGUAGAGGAGGCUCUACUGUUUGCUAAAUUGUCAUUGAAGUGUGCAGAGCUAAGGAAGAAGGACAGGCCAGAUCUUGCCACGGUUGUAGUCCCAGAGCUCAAUCGAUUAAGAGAGCUGGGAAGGAACAGUGAAACUCACAACAAUUAUGGAUACAACAACAAUGGUGGUCACAUUGAAAGUCAUUUCGGAUGGGCUUCACAUAUAAGGAUAUGAAGCUCAAAUUUAGAUUUUGUUAGAAAUUGAUGCACUUUCUUUGUACCUUUCCAUUUCCGUUCAACUUGUUCAGUUUUUACUAAUGUCUCUAGAAUUGUCCGAUGAGUGUAUAAAUACAUAUACUUUGUAAUGCUGCUGCCUCUG
This is a messenger RNA of Corylus avellana, 2699 nucleotides long. Its product is annotated as kinase with adenine nucleotide alpha hydrolases-like domain-containing protein. The record is from RefSeq and is a predicted model, not a curated record. Gene Ontology annotation, biological process: protein phosphorylation. Lineage: Eukaryota; Viridiplantae; Streptophyta; Magnoliopsida; Fagales; Betulaceae. Gene Ontology annotation, molecular function: ATP binding; protein kinase activity.